This is a messenger RNA of Choloepus didactylus (southern two-toed sloth), 3731 nucleotides long. It is a transcript of the gene SMOC1, whose product is annotated as SPARC related modular calcium binding 1. Bases 252 to 1646 code for a protein of 464 amino acids. The transcript has 13 exons. Gene Ontology annotation, biological process: extracellular matrix organization. Gene Ontology annotation, molecular function: heparin binding; protein binding; extracellular matrix binding. The record is from RefSeq and is a predicted model, not a curated record. NCBI's taxonomy places the organism in Eukaryota, Metazoa, Chordata, Mammalia, Pilosa, Megalonychidae. Gene Ontology annotation, cellular component: basement membrane.
CUGCCGCCGCGGCCCGGCCAGCCGAGCGGGCGCCGCGCUCCGAGCACACGCUCGCGCUCCAGCUCCCGCACUUCGCGGUUCAUGAGCUUGUGCUCUGACCGCAGCCCCCGCGAGCCGCCGCUGCAGUGCCCGCUGCCUCCUACCCGCCGCCGCGAGCGGGCCGGGAGGGAAGGAAGGAAGGCAGACGCGGGCGUGCGCCCCGCAGAGCCCGCGCCCCCUGCCCGCUGCCUGCUGCCCGGCCGGCUGGCACCAUGUUGCCCGCGCGCUGCGCUCGCCUGCUCACGCCCCACUUGCUGCUCGUGUUGGUGCAGCUGUCCCUAGCUGGCGGCCACCGCACCACGGGUCCCAGGUUUCUAAUAAGUGACCGUGACCCUCAGUGCAAUCUUCACUGCUCCCGGACUCAACCCAAACCCAUCUGUGCCUCUGACGGCAGGUCCUAUGAGUCCAUGUGUGAGUACCAGCGAGCUAAGUGCCGAGAUGCAAGCCUGGGUGUGGUACAUCGAGGCAGAUGCAAAGACGCUGGCCAGAGCAAGUGUCGCCUGGAGCGGGCCCAAGCUUUGGAGCAAGCCAAGAAGCCCCAGGAGGCUGUGUUUGUGCCGGAGUGUGGUGAGGACGGCUCCUUUACCCAGGUGCAGUGCCACACUUACACGGGGUACUGCUGGUGUGUCACCCCAGAUGGGAAACCCAUCAGUGGCUCUUCUGUGCAGAAUAAAACUCCUGUAUGUUCAGGUUCAGUCACAGACAAGCCCCUGAGCCAGGGUAACUCAGGAAGGAAAGUCUCUUUUCGAUUUUUUUUAACCCUCAAUUCAGAUGAUGGGUCUAAGCCGACACCCACGAUGGAGACUCAGCCAGUGUUCGAUGGAGAUGAAAUCACAGCUCCCACUCUGUGGAUUAAGCAUUUGGUAAUCAAGGACUCCAAACUGAACAACACCAGUAUAAGAAAUUCAGAGAAAGUCCACUCAUGUGACCAGGAAAGACAGAGUGCCCUGGAAGAGGCCCAGCAGAAUCCCCGUGAGGGCAUUGUCAUCCCCGAGUGUGCCCCUGGUGGCCUCUAUAAGCCCGUGCAGUGCCACCAGUCCACUGGUUACUGCUGGUGUGUGCUGGUGGACACGGGGCGCCCGCUGCCAGGGACCUCCACACGCUACGUGAUGCCCAGUUGUGAGAGCAAUGCCAGGGCCAAGAGUGUGGAGGUGGAAGACCCCUUCAAGGACAGGGAGCUACCAGGCUGCCCGGAAGGGAAGAAAAUGGAAUUUAUCACCAGCUUACUGGAUGCUCUCACCACUGACAUGGUUCAGGCCAUCAACUCAGCGGCGCCUACUGGAGGUGGGAGGUUCUCAGAGCCAGACCCCAGCCACACGCUGGAGGAGCGGGUGGUCCACUGGUACUUCGGCCAGCUGGACAGCAACAGCAGCAGUGACAUUAACAAGCGGGAGAUGAAGCCCUUCAAGCGCUAUGUGAAGAAGAAAGCCAAGCCCAAGAAAUGUGCCCGGCGUUUCACUGACUACUGUGACCUGAACAAGGACAAGGUCAUCUCGCUGCCCGAGCUGAAGGGCUGCCUGGGCGUUAGCAAGGAAGGUGGUAACCUUGGCAGCUCCCCCCAGGGAAAACGAACAGGCCCAAACCCACUCAUAGGAAGCCUCGUCUAAGAACAGAAAACCAAAGGGCAGGCGGAUAGCAGGGAGACCGGAUCAUCAGAAACCUAACCUUCGCCGUUGCCCCUGGCCCAGCCACAUCGCAUGUACAUAAGUGGUGCCCACCAUGUUUGCACUUUUAAUAACUCUUAUUUGCGUGUUCUGUUUUGGGUUUCAUUUUUCACGCCAAUAUCUAGUACCACAGUGGGAAAAGGAAAGGGAAGAAAGACUGUUUAUUCUCUCUCUUAUUUUAAGUUUUUGGAUCUGCUACUGACAACUUUUAGUUUUUUUUUGGGGGGGGGAGAAUAUUGUUGGGACUGAGAAGAAAGAGAUUUAUAUACUGUAUAUAAAUAUAUAUGUAAAUUGUAUAGUUCUUUUGUACAGGCCUUGACAUUGCUGUUUGUUUAUUCCCAUCCCUCUCCCUGCUGUGGGCUGUGUGGGCCCUGGAUACAUGGUCCACUUCCAGACCCCAGGACUCUAUUGCCAGCCCACCUGCAUUCUGCUUGGAGGCCGACCCUUGUGUGCAUGUAGAUGUGAGCCCUGCCUUUAUAUUGUAGAGUCCAUUGGUUCUUUCUGGUAGGAGGAGAGUACUGCUUUGUGCCAUAAGCUGUCAGGCUGGAAAGUCACUUGGCCUUUGGGCUCUUCUCCAGGGGUGGUUGGUUUGGGGAGCAGUGGGAGCUGCCGCUGGAUGGGAGGAGGUUCCAGCUCAUAUGAGCGGCCAGCAUAAGCACCGGUUCUCCCACACCCCAUGUGCUCCUGCUAUCCAGACUGCCAGAUGGCCCAGAAUCAGUGGGGAUACCAGUAUCUCAAUGACCCACUGAGCAAAUUAUCCUCAAAGGAUUUGCAUUAGGUCAAUGAAACAUUUUGAUCCAUGUUUAGCAUCUGCUCUGGGUACAGACCAUGUUAGGCAUGAGAGGGGAGGCAAAGAAGAAAAAGACACACAAUAGGGCCUAGUAUUUAGUAGAUGCUUACGAAGUAGUAGUUAUGCAGUAAAAGAGCUCAGAAGGUCUCACUGGAGUGUGCAGUGCCAGCAGGAAAGCGGAUGAGCUGAGAAAACUUCUCACCUCUCAAAUCCCACAAGUGCUGCUUCCCAAGACUCAGCUCUGUCAACACUGGGGUCAGACUGGGUUUUUACUUCUCUCCUGUCUCCCUACUGCCAUCCUCAGUGGUCACUGUAAGCUUGAGGGAGGACCUGGGUGAGUCACCUUAUUGGUAACUCAACAGUGUUUUUUUGUUUGUUUGUUUGUUUUACCCAAUACUGAGAUUCUUUCUGCUCCCUUAAAUUUUCUCCAGGCUUUAGACUGAUUCCAGAAGCAAAAUUGAUCUUGGGUCUCCUACUUCUGCCUCCCAAGCUGAGCUUUCCACCGACUCCAGGGUUCAGGAUGGGCUUCCCAGCCUUGUGCUCAGGGUGCAUCUUCCCCUGCCCGUUCAGAUGGCUUUCAGGCAGAGCAGCGAGUGACACUUGACGCCUCUUCCCAUGGGCAGCUGUGGCUGCAGUGAGGAAGGUGGGGAGUGUAGGCACGGUGUCCUCAUAGGAUUGCUCUUGGGAAUCUGGCCUCUCACAUUCCAUCCCAUGCUCUGGGCCUCAUCCCACAUUGUGCACCCCCUGCAUACACCCUCCCUUGGCAGGCUGUUUAUUCCACUUGGGGUCUGGGAGGCACCAUAAGCACUGGUCAGGGCCCUGCUCAGAGGGAGGGACUCAAUGCGGAGGAGCGUGACCUUCUCAGGACUGGAUCCAGUGGAGCCUUGGGUUAAAGGAGGUCCCUGCUGUCCUGGCCAAAGGCCUAGAAGUUUCUCUGGGGUGAUGUGGCUCCAUCCUGACACGAUAAGGUAGAAAGCAAACCCUUGCCCAUUAACUUGGACCAAAAAACUCAGCGUGCUGGAGAUGUGUAGGUCUCCCUGGGCAAACAGGAGGGUUUGCUGAGAGCUCAACCUUGUUUUGGGGUCUGGAGGCAGAAGCUUCCUUAUAGAAGUUCAGAAGUCAGGCAAUUCCUCUCUCAUAUGUGUGUAGGCUGUGUUUUGUGGGUUUCCUUUGUGAGGGAGGGAGGGAAACAAUUUGUAGCUUGUUUUAUAAAAAAUAAAGAUGGGUAAACCUUGGUG